This is a messenger RNA of Caenorhabditis angaria, 2042 nucleotides long. NCBI's taxonomy places the organism in Eukaryota, Metazoa, Nematoda, Chromadorea, Rhabditida, Rhabditidae. The record is from the annotation of a GenBank genome assembly.
AUGAGGGAUCGUCUUUUUUCCUUGCUCAUCAUAUUUCUAGUAGUAUAUGCAUUUUUUCUCACUUUUAAUGAUUCUGAACAAUACCCACAAGAAUUUUCGAGAAAUGUACUUUCGGUGGGAAAACCUGCGCCAAAACAAUACUUCGGAUUCUAUCAGACGGAACGGGAUAAAGAAUUCAAAGAAAAAAAAGUAAGCAAUUUACUGUCGAUUAAAAAUAGUAUUGUCGAAAUUCAAAAAUGUGGCAGCCGUAAAAAAUAAAAACCAGUGCAAAGCUGAAUGAACGACAAAGUCAUUACUUCGUCAGUCGCGUGCGGCUGUGCGUCGCGGUCGAGAAACAAUCUAUAUAUCACAGCUAAAAAAAGAUUUAUUUUGUUACCGUGAUACGGUAUGCAUCGGUGUUUGCAGACAAGAGAGACCUUGCCUGUUUCGAACAAAAAAAACGUAACUAAAGUGUUUAAUAUAUUUUCUUCUUUUUUUUAGCUGUGUAUCAAUAAUCCAUUUUUUCCUUUGCAUCUUGACCUCGACGCAUAGCCGCACGCGACUGACGAAGUAAUGACGUUGUCGUUCAUUCAGCUCUGCACUGGUUUUUGUUUUUUACGUCUGCCACAUUUUUCAAAUUCGACAAUACUCUAGACAAAAAACUUCGUCAGAGUGCUUAAGGGCUACCGUGGAUCAGAAAGACUUAUUUUGUUGCAGCUCCCCACUCCCGAAUCUGCCUAUCUUCUUUCCGCUUUCGAAUUUCCCAAUGAGAUUUCAAUUGUGCACACAAAUCGAGACAUUACUGGUGCCACCCUUUGGUGUCGAUAUUUCGACGAGAAUUCGACUGAAAUCUCAUUUCCUCAAAAAUCAUUCACAUUUCCAAUUUAUUUGGUGAAUUGUCCAAAAGUUCCAGGAACUCAAAGAGUUUCUUUGAGUGUUUUUGAAAAUUCGACAGAUUUCGAUUUUCCAAUUCCUUUGGUUCAACGUGACGAAGUCGAUUAUGGCGCAGAAAAAUAUGAAUUUUCAAUGUGUGUGUCACCAAUUUACGGAAAAGAGCCGAAAUGGCUGAUGAUUUCGGAGCUCAUUGAGCACUAUAAAUUACAAGUAAGUCAUUUUUUAAGUAAAGUUGUGAGGCUUUGUGUGAUUCCUUUCAGUAUUUUCCUAUUUCUUCAGGGUGUCAGCCAUUUCUAUUUCUAUAUUCAUCUAAUCGAUCAAUAUAGUCGAGCAAUUCUGGAGGAAUAUCAAAAAACUGGGGAGAUUACUGUAGUCAAUUUAUUAGAAAAAUACGAUAGAGGUGUAAGCGAUUGGCAAAUUGUACAAUAUCGAGUGAGUUUACGCCAAUAAAAUAUUUUGAAAAAAUAAUCGUUGAGGAUUGUCAACUUCGCGCGAAAUUCGAGUCUCGCUGGGCGCUUUUCGCUGAUUUAGAUGAGCGAAUACUUAUGACUGGUUAUCCGGGAACAAUUCUGAAUUAUUUGAGAGAUUUGAAAAAUGCGCAGAAUAUUGGAGCGGUCGUUUUUAGGCAGAGAUGGAUUUUGAAAACUGAAACUAUGCCUGAAAAAUAUGUCAAUGAUAGUCAUGUGAGUUUUCUUGGAAGCUGAUAGGUAAAACCUUCUGGCACCGAACCACGGAAAUAUCUUCCAGCUCCUUUCCUGGCUCCCAACUCUUCGCUGGCAUAACACAUCUUCAGUUGGCCCUCCAGGACAUACUGUCAAAACUAUUGCGGAUCCAAGAAAAGUCUACGAAGCCUGGGUGCAUUAUCCAAAACGAUAUUAUCCGGGCCAACAUGAAUCACACGAUGUAAAGCCGGAAGAUGGUUAUGUUAGGUGGGUGGAAAUUCGGAACAUUUUCUAAUAGUCUAGAAAUUAAUGUUUUUCUUCUUUCCCAGACAUUAUCGCGAUCAAAAAAUGGGGAAUUGGGGUAAAACGUGGAUCAAUGAUGUCAUUACAUUCGGCCCGUUUUCGCUGACAAAUUAUUCCGAAAUUUAUCAGGAAAAAUUGGUGGAAAAUGUGCGAAAGAGAGUGGAGAAUGUAUACAAAAAUUAUAAUUUGAAAUUGGAGGAUUAG